GCUGCUGCACAACAAACACAAAUAUGCACCCUACUCUUGGAGAAGCCGCAAUGGCCGACGACUACCACAUGCUGGAAGAGCUGGGCAGUGGCAGUUUUGGUGUCGUAUACAAGGCCGUCGAGAAGGCCACUGGCGAUCUGGUCGCCAUCAAACACGUACCGACGCCCCGGCCCCUAUACAAUCCCUCGCAUCGGCUGACCACGGCUCCCACAGNNAUUGACCUCGAAGGCAGCGACGACGACAUCCAAGAGAUCCAACAAGAGAUCUCUCUGCUGAGCACAUGCUUGAGCGAACACGUAACACGAUACAAGGCCAGCUUUGUGCGCGGCACCAAACUAUGGAUUGUCAUGGAAUAUCUAGGUGGAGGCUCGUGUUUGGAUUUGUCCGGCCCCAUCAACGAGGCUCAGAUCGCCGUCAUCAUGCGCGAGUUGCUGCUGGGCCUUGACUACCUGCACAACACUGGCAAAAUCCACAGAGAUAUCAAGGCUGCUAAUAUUCUCCUGUCUAGCUCGGGCAGAGUCAAGAUUGCCGACUUUGGAGUCGCCGCCCAACUGACCAACAUCCAGUCGCAGCGUCUGACCUUUGUCGGCACUCCAUUCUGGAUGGCUCCCGAAGUCAUCCAAGAGUCAGGCUACGAUUUCAAAGCAGACAUCUGGAGUCUAGGCAUCACCGCCAUGGAACUUGCCAAUGGCGAACCCCCUCACAGUCAGGUUCAUCCCAUGAAGGUCUUGUUCUUGAUCCCAAAAGAAAGAGCCCCAAGACUCGAAGGUGGCACCUGGUCCAAGGAGUUCCGCGAAUUCGUUGCCCUUUGCCUGAACAAGGAUGCCGACACGCGACCUACCGCCAAGACUCUUCUCAAGCACAAAUUCAUCCAGCGCGCUGGAAGAGUGGAUUCUCUCAAGAUGCUGGUUGACAGAGCCCGCAAUCGUAUUGCCAACGACAAGAAAGAUCGCCUCAGAUACUACGAACAGACCUUGCACGAGCUUCACGCGCCCAGCCAAGAGGAUGAUUGGGUCUUUGACACCGUCAGACCAGCAAACUACCACUCUCAAACCGUCAAGCCACGCGACCCUGCGCACAUGAUUGCUUGGGACAGCGAGGCCGAGGAUGCCUUCGCCGCCAUGGAAACCCUCGAUUCUUCACUAGGAGAAUCACCUUCGUACGACCCCGCUGCAACUAUUCGCAACCCAAAGCAAAACCCUACUUCUCCCUCUCGUCAGCUCGAUAUUUCCGCCAUGACUCGUAAGGCAUCUGGCUCAACUCCUACCGCACGCCGAGUCAGUAAACAAAGCUCAAGCUCUAACAACACUACUCGACGUCAUUCCGUCCAGGCAAAGCAGCCUUUGGGACUCGACAUGUCGUUCGGGAAUGGAGCUUCGACAGUGCGCCAAUUCAAGCGGGUCCCUUCCGGAGGAGCUCGACCCUCGAGCUCUGGCUCGUCGCAAACAGCAGUCGAAGAUUCCGAGAACCAGCCUCCUGCUGCUGCUGUAAUGAUGCCGGAUACAAAGGAGGUUAUCCUCGGAAGACGCGCCUAUGUCAAAUGUAUCGAUCCAGCACUACAAGAACUAUACGCCUCCACAGCUCCUGGACCCAAGCAGACUGCUCUAGCCAGGAUGGCGGAGGCUUGGAAUGUCUUGGACGAAACAGAUCCCGAAGGUGAAUUGUUGUUGCUCAAGGCCAUCUUUGAGCGCGUUCAGAGAGACCCCAGACUUGCCGCUCAAAUCAUGCCAGCAUCGCAGCUUGCUAGUCUUCGCAGCAGCCCUUCGAUCAAGAAGGUGUCACUCGUGACCGAGAAGGAGAUCACACCCCCAACAUCACCGUACAAGUCUGAAAUGGCUCCUCAAACCCGCUCGAUGCGUCGCCAGAGCGCCUUUGUGGACAGCGAACGCGAAAAGAUCCUUCGUACUGCCAUCCUCGAAGACAAGAUGCCCGGAAAGGUCGAGACUGGCCUCGAACACAUUGGCAUGCUAGCAGAUGCCUUGUACGGUCGCUGGAGCGAGGGCCUGCGAAUGCGUUGGCCUAAUGCU
This is a messenger RNA of Aureobasidium uvarum, 2027 nucleotides long. The record is from the annotation of a GenBank genome assembly. Lineage: Eukaryota; Fungi; Ascomycota; Dothideomycetes; Dothideales; Saccotheciaceae.